CUGGACAGUGAGGGUCUUUUGACUCACCGGCAGACCCAAUUUGGUGAGUGUAGUUCAGGUCGAUGUUGGGCGAUCUUCAUAAUCUCUUCAUCUCGAUGUUGGAUAUUACCACAUGCAUAUGUAAGUAUUCUCUUGAUGUUGUAUAGUUUCUCACCAUCUCUACACCUCACCAUCGCACAGUUGUUCGCAAUCGCUGCAGCUUGCUAUUGGUAGCUGGCUGUCUUGCACUUAUAUUAUCUCCUUCGUUUGAAUCCUCUUUACUAAUCUUUCCUUGAAAAAGCAUCUACUUGUCAGAAGUUAAAACAUCAACACGAUUGCUUAGAGCAUCUCCAUGAGUGGAUGCUUUGGUUGUGGCGGGUCAGAUGGCUUUACACCUCGUUUUCUCACCUCCACAUGUUAACGUCACAAGUUUCUGGUAGAACAGUCACUUUCAAUCAAACUUCCAUGUCUUACACAAAUGCCUCAACUAUCUUGACAACGCUAUUUAAUUUCUGCGCAGCCACCGAUCUUUGAGUGCUGACAGUGCUGCCUUCAAUUGAGCGGCUAUGGCUUCGUUGAUUGUGUGAAGUCAAUACGAACCCUUCGCAACUAAUUUGUUCGCAGGAUACUCGAAGUUUGAAAGAUAUGAACUCAAGCCUGAACAGGGUACCCCCGUUUGCGUUUGUUGUGGUUUUAGGCUGCAACGACAUGCCGAUCGUGAUCCCAUUUCACAACUCACAAACUUCCAAUCUCGGGCUGUUGCCGUUAUAGGUUCAGCACGAAAAAAAUAAAGAAGGAGAAGAACGAAGUUGGUACAAUUCGCAUUCCUGAGGACUUUAUAACUCCCGGAACGUUAAUAAAACUACCGGGGCAUGGGAAUGCUGGCUUUGACGACGAUACGGAGAGCGCGAGGGGUUGGGUUUGGGGGCUUCAGAGAGGUUGAUGCCAUUUCAUGGAUUGAGGUGGGGUAGUCCAAUGAGAUGGGUGGAGAGCAACUGCGUAUUUCCAGCAGAAAGGCACCAGCAGAAGGAUUUGUAGGUUUUGCUUUUAUAAGUAUCGACGAGAAGCCAAGGAUCUGUCAUCAUUUCUGCUUUUUGGGGUUUGGAUAAGAGUUGGUGAUAUUGGGCGAGUUUGAUUUCAAAAGAUGAACUCGUCGAGUUGCGUAAGUAAUGUGUUGGUGCGACUCGCCGGGAGCUACCAGGCACUUGCACUGAGGGCUGAGGUGUAGGGGAGGAGCUUCAGUGUGUGCGGGCGCAGCUAAUAGUCGCAGCAUUGCACCACCAACAUUUAUCUGAGUCGUCUUGGAAAGGUGGGUUCAGUCUUCGGCUAAGCUCAUUUAGGAGGAGUUGCAUUGAGGGGAGGCAGUGUAGGCUGAGUGUUUUGGUGCCCUCGGAGGAAGAAGAAGAGGAUGGAGUCGAAUGCGGAACACACUUGUAUGUACAGUGCCGCUGCGAAUGAAGGGCCUUCGGAGUCACAAUCCUCACCUGAUGCGCCGAAACCUAAGCACGGUGUCAAUAUGUUCGUCAAGCUGAUUCCGAGACUUUUACCAGUUGCAGUGAUCGGAAUUGCAUUCUGGAUAACAAAGUAUCUGAAUAGUACUCUUGCGGGUAUCAAGGCACCAAACUUCGCAGUCGAAGGAGAGACUGCGCCAGGAGGGGCUUCACGUCAAGUGAUUGCCAAAGCUGGAGGAAUAGUUGCAAGUGCCUGGACUGGAUUGGUGGCGGGUGGUCUGCACACAUUAACAGGGCCUGACCAUUUAGCCGCUCUUGCACCUCUUUGCAUCGGCCGAUCGAAGUUACAGAGCUUCUCUGUGGGCACUCUAUGGGGCUGCGGCCACGAUGCAGGUCAAAUCAUCUUCGGCAUCAUCUUCCUCCUGCUAAAAGACAGCGUCUGCGCUUCUCAUUGCAGGUUGCACCUCGACAUCAUCCACACAUGGGCAGCCCGUGUAGUUGGACUUACCCUCAUCACAAUCGGAGGAAUGGGAAUCAGAGAGGCACAAGAGAUCGAUGCCGCGGCGUCAGUUUCAGCCGAGGGAGAAAUGCCAACUGAACCCCUAAAGGUGACUGUUGGGUCCGCAACGUUCAUCACCGGCAUCGUCUACGGGCUCCAACCCGACGCGCUCUUGAUGAUCAUACCCGCGCUGUCGCUACCUACGCGAGCAGCCGGGGCCGCAUUCUUGAGCACCUUUUUGCUGGGCACAGUCCUGGCCAUGGGCAGCUACACCGCCUUCGUGAGCUCUGUCAGCCAGGCCUUGCAAAAACGGGUCCCCAAGAUAACGCAUCUGCUCACUCUUGCAUCUUCUUCAGUCGCCAUAGCUCUCGGCACCGCAGUCUUGCUGGUCGAACCCUUUGGUUUCAGUCUCUUCUGAUCCACCUUUUGCUACGAAACUUGCAGCUCCCACCUGCUUUGUCCGUUCGCAAGUGCCUGCUGAUUUCGGCCAUACCGUUGUUUCUUUUUGGAACAGAGAACACACAUUCUUUCAAGUCUAAGAUAGCUCUAGUAUAUAGACUAUGGAGCUAGAACAGACAGUUACUUAGCACCAUGAUCGAGGUUAGUUAUCGAUCUUGCGGCUGUUUUUGCAGUUUACAAGGCUGUUGUUGUGACUUUUUGUGGUUGUGUUACUGGCAAUUUGUUCGGUUUUCUGAAGCUUGAAGAUUUUGUUUAGUGCA
Molecule: messenger RNA, 2648 nt
Organism: Physcomitrium patens
Lineage: Eukaryota; Viridiplantae; Streptophyta; Bryopsida; Funariales; Funariaceae
Source: RefSeq, a predicted model, not a curated record